UAUGACAGACAUGUUACUGAGUUUCCUCUUUAUUCCAAGCACUGUGGCUGCUUGUCCUCCAAACACACACCUGUUCAUCACUGCACCAACAGAGAUGGAGGCUCUGAGUGGAUCUUGUUUACAAAUCCCAUGUAACUUUAGUGAUGCUGGAUCAGAAAAGUUUGACAGCACAAGACCUGUGUUUGCAGUGUGGAUUAAAAAUCAUACUAAUUUUAGACUUAAUCCAGAAAACGUGAUCUUCAACAGCAGUGUGACAUUUAACAUCUAUCCAAUGAAUAUUACAGGAAACCUGACACAGAGAAACUGCACCACUCUGUUUUCCAAUUUAAUCACAAAUUAUACAAACACAUACUACUUCAGAAUUAUGAACUUGCCGUUCAGAGCAACAGCUGCUUGUGAUCCUCUUCAAAUAACAAUUAAAGAUUCUCCUUGGAGGCCCAAUAUUACAAUCCCAGGUGAUCUGAAGGAGAAGGAGUCUGUCACUAUAACCUGCUCAGCUCUCACUCCCUGUCCACACUCCCCUCCUCAACUCACCUGGAAUCUCCAACAAGACUCUCACAACAAAAUAGAGGAAAAUGCUCCUAAAAACACCUCAGCAUCCAUCAGUCCAUCAGGUUUGGUGUCAGCAGGCAGCUGGGUGAACCUGACCUGCUCCAGCAGAGCCAAACCUCCAGUCAGCAGCUUCACCUGGUUCAAGAAGAGCAGAGAUGGAGCUGUGAAAGUAUCUGAAGGAGAGAUUUACAGCUUCAAUGUAACAGAUGGAGGAGUUUAUUACUGUGUGGCCACUAAUGAUCUGGGUAAUCAGACAUCAGCAGAGAUUAACAUGACUGUUAAAGGAGACAAACUGUGGCAACAUAUUGGCGUAAUUAUUGGGAUCAUUUUACUCUUAAUCUUACUCUGCUUGAUAAUCUUUGUUUGCUGGUUAAAAUCAAAGCAUCAAAGACAACAACAGACUCAGAUUCAAAUAAAUGAAAAGCAGGUUGUUGAAGAACCAGGAAGUAAAAGAGAGGAAGUUGAAGAAAACAUCCAUUAUAGUGAGAUUAACAUUUCCAAGCAUCAAGCAUCCUCUCACUCAGUGCAGGACAGAAGACAGGAGCAGGAUACAGAGUACGCACAGGUGCAAAUCAGCAAGCCAGAAAACAACUUAACACAGAGUCCUCAUGUCCAGGAGGAAGUCUACAGUGAGGUGAAGAAAAUUUAA
Molecule: messenger RNA, 1201 nt
Organism: Pundamilia nyererei
Lineage: Eukaryota; Metazoa; Chordata; Actinopteri; Cichliformes; Cichlidae
Product: sialic acid-binding Ig-like lectin 7
Exons: 7
Coding region: 2-1201 (399 amino acids)
Source: RefSeq, a predicted model, not a curated record